Nerophis ophidion (straightnose pipefish) is the source of this 5534-nucleotide messenger RNA. Its product is annotated as ER degradation-enhancing alpha-mannosidase-like protein 3. The coding region runs from base 583 to 2982 and encodes 799 amino acids. Gene Ontology annotation, biological process: mannose trimming involved in glycoprotein ERAD pathway; carbohydrate metabolic process; endoplasmic reticulum mannose trimming. The transcript is spliced from 22 exons. The record is from RefSeq and is a predicted model, not a curated record. Gene Ontology annotation, molecular function: mannosyl-oligosaccharide 1,2-alpha-mannosidase activity; calcium ion binding. Gene Ontology annotation, cellular component: endoplasmic reticulum; membrane. Lineage: Eukaryota; Metazoa; Chordata; Actinopteri; Syngnathiformes; Syngnathidae.
AUGGCGCGUAAUGACGUCACCCGCCUUAAAUGCAAAUGGCGUCGGCCGACAUGGCUGCGAGUGAACACUCCCUCCUUGCUGCCUUUUGACAGCUCGCUCAGCUGCGGAGUGCCCGCCGUGUUUUCAGGCGGCGUGCCCGCCAUCAUUCCACAUGUUUUAGUGAGACUAUAUGGUGGUACCUGUACAACCUGAAAGUCGGAGGGGUGUGGCCACGGGUGUGGUGACCGCCAGUGUCUCCGAGGGAAGCCACGUUUCUCGACGAGGCGAAAGCAGCCGUUGGGGCCGGGCUGAGAUUUUUUUUCCCCCCCUCCUCCACGGUGGAAGCAUCCGACGGCCGGGGGCGGCCGGUGGGAGGAGGCAAGAGAGUCCGCAGCUGCGUCUUUGACAGGUGCAGGAGGAACGGCGCAAGCUCUCCGCUCAUGUCUACGUGUGCAGCCCUCAGUGGAAAAAGUAUGGACAGCCCCGGUCCACGGCCUGGUCCACGGACGUGAAGAUGUGUGGGAAUAAGAGGAAAGAAGACACGUCUGUUUGACCUGACAAAAGGGACAAUUUGUGCACAAGCGAGUGGAAGGUCACAUUGGGAUGAUGUGUCGGAUUUUCCUCAUCAUCAGUCUUGUGGGCUGGACGAGAUGUCAGGAGAACCAGCACAUGACGGCGGAGGAGAAGAGCAUCAUCAGGGAUCGUGUCGUUGAGAUGUUCGAUCAUGCUUACGGGAGUUACAUGAAAUACGCCUACCCGGCUGACGAGCUGAUGCCACUGAGCUGUAGGGGAAGAGUUCGCGGCCAGGAGCCAAACCGAGGCGACAUCGAUGAUUCCUUGGGGAAGUUUUCCCUCACGCUGAUCGACACACUGGACACCUUGGUGGUGCUGAACAAGCUGGACGAGUUUGAAGACGGCGUGAAGAAAGCCGUGACGGACGUACGCCUGGACAACGACGUGGUGGUGUCCGUGUUCGAGACCAACAUCAGAGUGUUGGGGGGCCUCCUGGGGGCCCACGUGAUGGCUGACCUGCUGCGUCAGCGCGGGGUGAGGAUGCAGUGGUAUAAAGACCAGCUCCUGGACAUGGCCACAGAGCUGGGCCACAGACUCUUGCCGGCUUUCAACACCUCAAGUGGUCUCCCUUACCCCAAGGUUAAUCUGCGUUAUGGUGUGCAAAACCCACUCUCACGCACGGGUACCGAGUCGGACACAUGCACCGCCUGCGCGGGCACAAUGAUCCUGGAAUUUGCUGCCCUGAGCAGACUGUCAGGAGAAACUGUCUUUGAGGAGCACGCUCGCAGAGCUCUAGAUGUCCUGUGGGAGCGCAGACAGAGAGGAAGCGACCUGGUGGGGACGGUCAUCAACAUCCAUAAUGGAGAAUGGGUCAGACGGGACAGCGGCGUCGGUGCCGGCAUCGACUCGUACUAUGAAUAUCUGAUGAAGGCCUACAUCCUUCUCGGGGACAAGGUUUAUCUGGACAGGUUCAACACCCACUACAGCGCCAUCAUGAAGUACAUCAGUCAGCCCCCCCUGCUGCUCAACGUGCACAUGCACAAUCCCACGGUGAGCGCACGCGGCUGGAUGGACGCUCUGCUGGCCUUCUUCCCCGGCCUACAGGUCUUGAGAGGAGACCUGAAACCAGCCAUAGAGACCCACGAGAUGCUCUAUCAAGUCACCAAGCAGCACAAGUUUCUCCCCGAGGCUUUCACCACCGAGUUCCGCGUUCACUGGGGCCAACACCUCCUGAGGCCAGAGUUUGCAGAAAGCACCUACUACCUCUACAAGGCCACCGGCGACCACUACUACCUCAGGGUGGGACAGUCUAUCGCCGAGAAACUCAACGCUUACGCCAGAGUGCCUUGUGGCUUUGCCGCCGUGCAAGACGUGCGCACUGGGACGCACGAAGACAGGAUGGACUCCUUCUUUCUGGCAGAGAUGUUCAAAUACUUGUACCUGCUGUUCACGGAGAAGACACAGUUGCCCAUCGACAUUGACGACUACAUCUUCACCACGGAAGCCCACCUGCUGCCCGUGUCGCUCUCCACCACGCAGCCAUCUUGUCACGGCAACACAACGGAGAGCACCGGCGGCGCACAGGAAGACGAGCCCUUCACGCACACGUGUCCCAGCACCGAGUCCUUGUUCCCCAACAACCCCUCCUUUGCCAAGAGCAUCCGCGACAGCUACAAGUACCUGACGGGCGUGGGACGAGCCGUGCACCCCUCACCUGCCAGGGAGACCGACUUCCCGCUCCACGAUGGCGGGAUGGAGCCUCUGGAGUUCUUGAAGACCAUGGGCAUCUCUCUCACGCCGCUGGGUGACCUGAGCACAGGAGAGGGCCGAAAGGUACUGAAGGGAGUGUACCGGGUCCAGUUGGUGGCCAAGGUCAGCCCCACGGUGCCGGAGGGGGAGGUGCUUCCUCACGCCGUGCAGCUGAUAUCGCCUCCUUUCCUGGGCAGGACCGUGCUCACCGCUGCACCCGCCAACUUUGGGCUGGACCUGACCACAAGGGAGCAUGGUGUGAAGGGCAGCCUGGCCAAGGCGCGUCCUUACACGGCCUGCGCUCCGAUCCAGAACCCAGCUGAAGUCCGAGGCCACAUCGCCCUGGCGCUGCGCGGCGACUGCACGUUCGCCGCCAAAGCUCGCCGGCUCCAGGAGGCCGGCGCCACGGGAGUCAUCGUCAUCGACCGGCGAGCAGGAAGCUGCAGCCAGGAAACGCCGCUCUUCCAGAUGGUCGGCGACGGGGACUCGGACGCGGACGUCACCCUGCCUCUGGUGUUCCUGUUCGGCCGCCAGGGCGCCGUGCUCACCGCCGCCAUGGAGGAGCAUGAGAAGGUGGACGUGCUGCUGGCGCCAGGAGACAAGCAGCCGACCGCAGGCAAGGGGGACCGAAGCGCGGCCUUCGAUGUCAAUUUACCACCGGCUCAGGAAGAAGUUCUCCCGGACCGAGCAGAGGAGCUCACAGGAGAACCGUGUCGCUGUGGAGAAGAUCCGGAUCUUUGACCGGGACCAGACUCGUCUAGGCGGACUUCCCGGGAAGCUCGCCUGCGUUGUGACGCAAUCCACCUUGCACUUUUCCAAGAAACUAUUAAUAAUCCGAACAAGGUUGGUGACAAGGAUUUGACUUUGAGCUGAGAAGCAACUUCAGGGAAUUUUUAGUGUGUGACUUUUGACUCUUUUUGUCCCCGCGGGAUCACGGAACAUUCCACAAACCUGGACUAUUAUAUUUAUAUAUAUAUAUAUAUAUAUAUAUAUAUAUAUAUAUAUAUAUAUUUGCACAUCUUCCCCACUACAGUCGCUUCUAAACAUGUGCAAUUAUUAUAUUUUUAUGAAUAUUAAUGGUAUUAUUUGCAAUAUUGUGUUGAAGAUGAAGGCCCCAAAAAAUGCAAUUGUGAGAAUAAACUUUAAGUCUUUAGAGGAAAAUGUGGAAAAUUAAUUAUAGGUAAAUAUUUUUUAAAUAUUAGGUGGAAAAAAUCCAAUUCCACCAUUUAUUAAAAAAAAAAAAAAGCAUUCACAUUUAUUGAUUGGUGUUAUUUUUAUCCAACACUUGUCAGUGCGGUCCUCAUUCUAACAGCAGGGGCGUCCUAACCUUUUCCACUUGUGGCUUUUUUGAAAUAUUUUCUUUUCAGAUUAGAUUUAGCGUAAUAUUAAUUAUUAAAUUUCACUUUUUGUCAUAACAGUACCUUUUUUUUUUGUUUGUUUUUUUUUUAGAUUUUUUUUUCUUUUUGGUAUGAUUUUAUUUGCGAGCCAACAAAAUUGUAGUUUGGAUAGCAACUUUUUCCACCAUGGGUCAUUUUGAAAUAUUUUCAUUUCAGGUUUGACGUAGCCUGUUUUUAGUUAUAAAUUUCAGCUUUUUGUCAUUUUUAUGGUAAAUUUUAACUUUAUCUGAAUUUUAUUUUAACAAUAUCCUGCAGUUUGUAGUUUGGACAGCAAGUUUUUCCACUCGGGGCCAUUUUGAAAUAUUUUAUUUUCAGGUUUGAUUUUGCGUAUUCUUAAUUAUUAAAUUUCAUCUUUUUGUCAUAAGAUUGCUUUUUUUUAUAAUUUUUUUUUUUACUUUAUUUUUUGGGGUAUUUUAUUUUGACAAUAUCCUGCGAGCCAACAAAAUUGUAGUUUGGAAAUCAAAACUUUUUCCACUUGCGGCUUUUUUUAAAUAUUUUAUUUUCAGAUUAGACUUAACAUAUUAUUAGUUAGUCAAUUUCAACUUUUUUGUCAUUUUUUUGGGUACAUUUUACCUUUUUUAGUAUUUUAUUUUGACAAUAUCCUGUGGGCCAACAAAAUUGUAGUUUUUUUACAGCAACUUUUUCCAAUGGGGGCCAUUUUGAAAUAUUUUCUUUUCCAAUGUGACUACGAAGCGUUUUAUUAGUUAUUAAAUUUCAGCUUUUUGUCAUUACCUUUUUUUUUUUUUUUUGGUAUGAUUUUAUUUUGACAAUAUCCUGCAAGCCAACAAAAUUGUAGUUAGGACCGUAGGGGCGUCCAAACUUUUUCCACUUGCGUCUUUUUUUAAAUAUUUUCUUUUCAGAUAAGACUUAGCAUAUAAUUAGUUAUUAAAUUUCAGCUUUUUGUAAUUUUUUUUUUUUUUUCGUAUUUUAUUUUAACAAUAUCCUGCAGGCCAACAAAAUUGUAGUUUGGACAGCAACUUUUUCUACUGGGGGCAAUUUUGAAAUAUUUUCUUUUCAAGUUUGACUUAGCGUAUUAUUAGUUAUUAAAUUUCAGCUUUUCGUCAUUUCGUUGCCUUUUUUUUUUUUACAUAAUUUUUUUGGGGGUAUGAUUUUAUUUUGACAAUAUCCUGCGAGCCAACAAAAUUAUAGUUUGGACAUCAAAAAUUUUCCAUUUGCGGCUUGUUUGAAAUAUUUUAUUUUCGGAUUAGACUCAUCGUAUUAUUAGUUAUUAAAUUUCAGCUUUUUUUUUUUUUUUUUUGGUACAAUUUUACUUUUUUUGGUAUGUUAUUUUGACAAUAUCCUGCGGGCCAACAAAAUUGUAGUUUGGACAGCAACUUUUUCCACUGGGGGCCAUUUUAAAAUAUUUUCUUUUCUAAUGUGACUACUAAGCGUAUUAUUAGUUAUUAAAUUUCAUCUUUUUGUCAUUACCCUCACCUUUUUUUUUUUGUUAUGAUUUUAUUUUGACAAUAUCCUACGGGCCAAUAAAACUGUAGCUAGGUGCUGCCAAUGUCCCCGGGGCCACAUUUAGGUCCCGCCCAAUACUUGUCAUACUUCACACAUUUUUGUUGUUGCAAUUAGUCGCUUUCUAAUCCCAGCCUCUUAAAAGUUUGCAUGAAAAAGACUGUUUUUGACUUUGUGGCUGCAACUUUCUCAUUUUUAUGCAGAAGAACACAAACAUGUUUGCAUUUGAAAUGUUUGCACAGUGCAAUGCUGCUCCAUAAACUUCAUAGUUUAUGAAGUAACCUUUAUUACCUCAGGACGGUGCUCAAGUCUUAGGAUGGGACUUUUUACUAUUGCAUGUUUUAUAUUGUGCUCAGUGCUUCCUAAAGCUGGAGGUUAGUGUGCCAAUAAAAUAAUACUUUGUGAGGUGAGAUCAAUAAAUAAGAAUUCCAAUCA